UUUUCUGUGUUAUUUCAUCCUAACUAUGGAAAGUGCUAUAUGUUUAACUAUGUAGGGAGAGAAUUUCAUGAAUCAGAAAAACCGAUAGAAGCAAUGCGAUAUGGCAGUACUAGUGGUCUUCAACUUAUACUCCGAGUUGAGGAUAGCACUGUUUUAGAUCUCUUGCGACGUGAGAUCGGUGCCAGAAUCGUUGUGCAUGAUCCCCGUGCCUUGCCAUUUGUAUCUGAAUUCGGUGUAAAUGUCCGGCCACAUGAUAUGACAGCAGUGGAAUUGUCUAUGUCCAAGAUACAACGGUUAGGAAGCCCUUGGGGUGAAUGUGAAGAAAACGUGAAUGGCUCACAGAAUGAGGAACCAUACUCGAUUUUGGGAUGUGAAAAGAGAUGUGGUUUGGAGUAUAUGAUGCGUCUUUGCAACUGCACUAUGAGACACCUUCUGCACGGAUCAAUUUUUACCAGAAAGCGACUUCCCUUUAAAUUGUGUGAUUUUAACAACUCCACAGAAAGAAAUUGCGCGAUCAAAUCAUCAGAAGAUAUUGAAAGACAUAGUAGCUCUUGUAAAUGUAUACCUCCGUGCAGAGAGACCGUUUACAGUUAUACUGUUGCAUCAAGUAAACUGAAUGAAAACUACUUCAAGACCGUGAAAGCAAUUCACACCCUCGUAUUUGAUAAUGAAACUGAAAGUAUGAAAUAUAUAAAUUAUACAGAUGAAAAAUCCUUGCUGGGUGUGAAAGUAUACUUUAACGCAUUUAUGGUAUCCAAUCAUAAGGAAGUGGCAUCUUACAGCUGGGAAACCAUGGUAGCAAAUAUUGGUGGAAACUUGGGAUUCUUCAUGGGGCUGACAGUAGUCACGUUCUUUGAAAUUACAGAGUUCCUUUGGGAUCUCGUCUCCAUGAUUUGUGGCCGUUUUCCUUCGGCGAAAAUAAACACAGCCAAUAAGAUUGAUCAGAAAACUGUUUCCAGCAAUCGUGCUCGAAAGAAGAAGAAACGCAGGAAAUCAGUUUGAAAGAAAAAAUCAUAUAAGUGCACACGCAUUUGAUAAAAUGCACGAAAACACGAUUAUAAAGGAUGAUUUUUAAUUUUAAUAUUUCGAGAGAAUUUGUGAC
Parasteatoda tepidariorum (common house spider) is the source of this 1102-nucleotide messenger RNA. RefSeq names its product epithelial sodium channel subunit beta-like. NCBI's taxonomy places the organism in Eukaryota, Metazoa, Arthropoda, Arachnida, Araneae, Theridiidae. Gene Ontology annotation, biological process: sodium ion transmembrane transport. Gene Ontology annotation, molecular function: ligand-gated sodium channel activity. The record is from RefSeq and is a predicted model, not a curated record. Gene Ontology annotation, cellular component: plasma membrane.